CCAUUUUACUUAUGGAAAGCUGUGUGGCAUAGAGCUUCACGGUGGAAGAAGCAUUUUUUUUUUUUUUAAAUCUCUUGAAAGAAGAGAGCCACAAUGGGCAUGCUAGUGCACAAUCAUUGCAGCCACGUGUGCCUGCAAGCUGCCCCUGCGACAAGCUGUUGACUGCUGUUGCAAUUAGCUGAUUGGAGAACGGGGAAUGCAGGGUGAUAACGCCGCGUAUCAGCUCGCGGGCAGCAGCAGGAAAGGGUUUUGUCUAGGGAAGGCAAGCCUUCCCCGCACAGUUAUCUCAGCAGCUCCCCAACUGAGAGAACCCGGGCUCUGAAAAGAGGGUGCCUCCCUCUGCUAGCACAGGUCCUGCGCGAGGCUGCUGCUCGCAGGUCUGGGAAAGCAGGUGUGUGCGCGGAUGGGCACUGGGCUGGAACGCAGGCAGCCGCUCUCGGGUUCACCUGCUUCCUGUGAACAGACUGUUAGCUCCGAGCAUCUGCUCCCGCUCCUGCACGCUGAAGCUGAGGCUGAGAAAGGGGCUCCGGGCAUCCCACUUGACUGACAGAGACCCUUGGAUUGGACUUAAUCUUAAACCUCUGGAGGUCAAGACCUUUUUAAAAAGGGCUAAAUAAACAAUCUCUACACGGGAAAAGGCCACUGACUCCCACUUCCUCUGCUGGAGCAACCGUGAAGUUCAGCCUCUUCAAGUGAGCUCCUGGUUUCCCUUCGGGUAUGAUUCUACCGAACCUGAAUCAUCUGAACUCAACUUUCAGGAAAACUGAAGACUUUAAUAACAAACCCUUCCAGGUGAAAAUGAAUACAGAUAGCGGUGGGUGUGCUCGCAAGCGUGCGGCCAUGUCUGUCACGUUAACAUCUGUGAAGAGAGUUCAAAGUUCGCCAAACCUGUUGGCUGCAGGGCGUGAUUCUCAGUCUCCAGACUCAGCGUGGAGAUCUUACAGUGAUCGAAAUCCAGAGACACUGAACGGAGAUGCCACAUAUUCCUCUCUUGCAGCAAAAGGUUUUAGAAGCGUCCGACCAAACCUGCAAGACAAAAAAUCACCAACCCAGGCACCCAUUCCACCAGGCAGGAAAGAGAGCUUUUGCCAGUCUUUGAUAACUGAUCCAACAAAGGGUGACAUUUUAGAUUCAAUAGUAACUAACACAGAAAGCCCAUGGCGUACGGAGAGCUUCGCUAACCUCAAGCCUCUCCAUGGAGCUAUGCUUUCUAGUGAAGACUCUAACCAGACAAUAGUGUACUCUGAGGAAUCCAACAGAACGGUGUCAUACACACAGAAAAUCACUAACCCACUACCAGCAUCCCCCAGCUCCAGUCCUGCACCAUUCGGAGACACUAACACGUUUCUACAAGAGGACUACAUGCAAGAUUCUCAAACCCGAAGAAUUUCUACCUUGAAACUAACCCAUAAUCAGACCCAAGGGAAUGGUUCCCCCUUUAAACCACCACAGUGUUCCCAACCCACUGACGUCCCAUCAUCUCUGAAAAGGUCUUGCUCACCAACCCCUAGCCCAGGACCCAACACACACACAGCAGCUCUCUCCAUUCAGAUAGCUCCCCAUUCAGGACAGGAUCUUGAAAGCCACCAGCAGUUCCCUGAACUGCCUCCAGAAAGUGAAAAGAUGCCUCUUCAGCAAGAGAGACAAACAUCUACAGAUGCCGAGACCUGUCUGACCCCAGCGAGCCAGAUAACCAUCAAUGGCAACUCUGGCGGUGCUGUGAGUCCAGUCAGUUACUAUCAAAGGCCAUUCUCCCCUUCCGCGUACUCCCUUCCAGCCUCGCUCAACUCCAGCCUUAUCAUGCAGCAUGGCAGAUCGCUUGAUUCUGCAGAGACCUAUUCCCAGCAUGCCCAGUCUCUGGACGGCACCAUGGGAGGCUCUAUCCCACUCUACAGAUCCUCAGAGGAAGAGAAGAGAGUGACGGUUAUCAAAGCCCCACAUUACCCAGGGAUCGGCCCCGUGGACGAGUCCGGCAUCCCCACAGCCAUUAGAACGACAGUCGACCGGCCGAAGGACUGGUACAAGACAAUGUUUAAGCAAAUUCACAUGGUCCACAAGCCGGAUGAGGACACAGACAUGUAUAAUACUCCUUACACAUACAACGCAGGUCUGUACAACUCGCCGUACAGCACUCAGUCACACCCUGCUGCGAAGACCCAGACGUACAAACCCCUUUCCAAGAGCCACUCAGACAACGGCACAGACGGUUUCAAGGAGACGCCCUCCCCAGUGCCUCCCCCGCAUGUCCCACCACGACCGAGAGAUCAAUCUUCAACAGAAAAGCAUGACUGGGACCCUCCAGACAGAAAGGUGGACACCAGAAAAUUCCGAUCGGAGCCAAGGAGCAUUUUUGAAUAUGAACCUGGGAAGUCAUCCAUUCUGCAGCAUGAAAGACCCCCCCCUGUCCCACCAACUCCGACACCUGUUCCCAGGGAACCCAGCCGGAAGCCUCUCUCUGUGUCACCCUCAACAGAUGGCCUGCGUAGCCCUUCCCCUCCACCCCGGAGCUGUGUCCCUGCACCCCGUCAGAGUCCGAGCGCCCCAGCUCCCUCUCCCACCCGGACUGGUCGCAUAAAUCCAGAUGACAUAGACUUAGAAAAUGAACCCUGGUAUAAAUUCUUUUCAGAACUGGAGUUUGGACGCCCGCCUCCUAAAAAGGCUCUGGAUUAUGUUCAAGAUCAUUCUUCCGGUGUUCCCAAUGAGGCCUCCAUCUAUCAGCCCUCCAUUGACAGAAGCCUAGAAAGACCCAGCAGUUCCGCGAGCAUGGCUGGGGACUUUCGGAAGCGGAGGAAGAGUGAACCUGCAGUGGGCCCACCCAGAGGCCUGGGGGAUCAGAGUGUGAGCAGGACCAGCCCCAGCCGGGCAGACCUCCCAGGAUCAAGCUCCACAUUUACGAAGUCUUUCAUUAGCUCUUCUCCUUCCUCUCCCUCAAGAGCCCAAGGUGGGGACGAUAGCAAAAUGUGUUCAUCCCUUUGCAGUCACUCGGGGCUCAAUGGCGCCCCCUCUGGUGAGUUAGAGUACUGUAGCGCUUAUAGACAGCAUUUGGAUGUCCCCCCGGACUCGCAAAGGGCCAUCACCUUCAAGAAUGGCUGGCAAAUGGCCCGGCAAAAUGCGGAGAUCUGGAGCAGCACGGAAGAGACCGUGUCCCCCAAAAUCAAAUCGCGUAGCUGUGAUGAUCUCCUGAAUGACGAUUGCGACAGCUUCCCAGACCCUAAAGCCAAGUCAGAAAGUAUGGGUUCUCUGUUAUGCGAGGAAGACUCCAAAGGGAGCUGCCCCAUGGCGUGGACUUCCCCCUAUAUCCAGGAAGUGUGUGUUAAUGGCAGAUCCAGAAUCAAACACAGGUCAGCCCAUAAUGCCCCGGGCUUCCUCAAAAUGUACAAGAAGAUGCAUCGCAUCAACCGCAAGGAUUUGAUGAAUUCAGAGGUAAUUUGCUCCGUAAAGUCCAGGAUACUGCAGUAUGAAAACGAACAGCAGCAUAGGGGGCUGCUCCAUGGUUGGAGCCAGUCUUCCACCGAGGAAGUGCCCAGGGACAUGGUACCCACCCGCAUUUCGGAAUUUGAAAAGCUGAUACAGAAGUCCAAAUCCAUGCCCAAUCUAGGGGAUGAGACGUUGUCUCCCAUCACCCUAGAACCCCAACAAAACGGCCUGUGUCCCAAGAGACGAUUUUCUAUUGAGUCUCUGCUAGAAGAAGAAACUCAGGGUAGACAGCCUUCUCAGGGUCAGCGAAACUGCAAGUCUAAAACCCUGGUGCCCAUCCACAUCGAAGUCACCAGCGACGAGCAACCCAGAGCUCACAUAGAGUUUUCCGACAGCGACCAAGAUGGAGUGGUGUCUGACCACAGCGACUACAUUCACGUCGAAGGGUCAUCCUUUUGCAGCGAAAGCGAUUUCGACCAUUACUCCUUCACAUCCUCCGAAAGCUUCUACGGUUCCAGCCAUCACCACCACCACCAUCACCACCACCAUCACCGGCACCUCAUCAGCUCCUGCAAAGGCCGAUGUCCAGCCUCUUACACUCGGUUUACCACAAUGCUAAAGCAUGAACGAGCUAAGCAUGAGAACACGGACCCACCCAGGAGGCAAGAAAUGGACCCCGGCCUGUCUAAACUCGCAUUUCUCGUCAGCCCCGUGCCUUUCCGAAGGAAAAAGAAUUUGACUCCCAAAAAACAGACUGAACAGGCAAAAUGUAAUGCCUCCGUAGUAGAGGCUCUGGACUCUGCCCUUAAGGACAUCUGCGACCAAAUCAAGGCUGAGAAAAGAAGGGGGAGCCUGCCGGACAACAGCAUACUGCAUAGGCUUAUCAGCGAGCUGUUGCCAGAGAUCCCGGAGAGGAAUUCAUCCCUUAACGCUCUAAAACGGAGCCCUGGGCACCAGCCUUUCCACCCACUGCCUCAAGAUGGUGCUAUUAAUUGUCCAGUGUACCAAAACGACUGUGGGAGGAUGCCUCACAGUGCCUCUUUUCCAGACGUGGACGCAACCAACAACAGCUACCAUGCCCAAGAUUACGGUAGUGAGCUGAGUUUCCGAGACCAUGAGUCCCCUAGAAGUUACUCAUCUACUUUGACUGACCUGGGAAGAAGUGUAUCACGGGAACGAAGAGGAACUCCAGAAAAAGAGAAAUUGCCUGCAAAAGCUGUCUAUGAUUUCAAAGCUCAGACAUCUAAGGAGCUAUCGUUUAAGAAAGGAGAUACUGUCUACAUCCUUAGGAAAAUUGACCAGAACUGGUACGAGGGGGAGCACCACGGGAGAGUGGGCAUUUUCCCAAUCUCAUAUGUAGAGAAACUGACUCCUCCAGAGAAAGCACAGCCCGCCAGACCACCACCCCCAAUCCAGCCUGGAGAGAUCGGAGAAGCCAUAGCCAAAUACAACUUCAAUGCCGACACAAACGUGGAGCUCUCCCUGCGAAAGGGCGAUAGGAUUAUUCUUCUUAAAAGAGUUGAUCAAAACUGGUAUGAAGGCAAGAUCCCGGGAAGCAACAGGCAAGGCAUCUUCCCUGUUUCCUAUGUAGAAGUCAUCAAGAAGAACGCACAAGGUGCCGAGGACUACCCUGACCCUCCCAUACCCCACAGCUACUCUAGCGAUAGAGUCCACAGCCUAAGCUCCAACAAGUUGGCUUCCAGUGAACAGACCUGUCUUCCUGUAUUUAAUGCUCUGCCCAGCACAGAGAAAGGAGACCUACAGGGAACUGCCCAAGAGUGGCUAUCCCUGACAGACUGGUGUCCACCAGCAAUCCCAUUGGCUCCAACACCAUCCUCUGUCCUCGACAACUUCUUGGUUGAAUUAGAGAAGUUUAGCGCUUUAAUCUUACCAUCUGACCAGGCCAAACUGAACAUCCCAGACCAGGUCAUCCUUGAAAUUAAGGAGGAGCCCUCUUGCCUCCCCCUCACACUACCUCCAGCAUCUCUACCAGUCAAAUCACCUCACUGUCUCUCACCUUCUCCUCGCUCGAGUAUCACCUCAGCUGGGGCCCAGCCUGAUGAUACAGUGUCUCUUCAAAAUUCCAGGAUGGACACACAAAGCAAAUUCAUAGAUUUGAAUAAAAAGAGAAGGAGCAUUUCAGACCCUACCAAAAUUCUUGAAGUCCUAGGCGAUAAAUUUGUGGCCUCUGCAUGCACCAAUGUGGGUGCCUUGGCUAUAACUCUUCCUGUCAUUGGAGAGGAGGAUGAGAACCUCCGGGAGGGGCUCGCAUACCAAAGAGAGCUGCCGGGAGCUCAAGAGCAAGCUAUCCCGUGGUAUGACCACAACAAUGCAGAGGAAACACCGCCACUGCACAUCAAGGAGGAGGAAGAAGAGGAGGACCCCGACCGCUUAAAAUAUUCACUUGGCAUUCGCACACACCCUAGAACCCCCAAAGAAGACUUCAAGGCAGCAAAAACCAGUAGUGAGCCACCUUCAUUUGCUUCGGAAGAUGGAACUGCCACGCCUUUCCCCAGCUGUCUGUCUCCCUCCCCUCCGUGUCACUCUUCUCUGGCCCGUGAGUGCUUUCAGCCCACCCAGGCCUCCUCACCUCCUCUCCUUCCCAAAUACCCUCAUCAACAGGAGAUAAGUUCACCAGAACCAAAGCCACAUCGUUCUGUGUUCACUCAUGACAACAUUCAAGGUCAGGGGGAACCGUUUCAGGCUCUGUAUAACUAUACUCCUAGGAAUGAAGACGAGCUGGAGCUCAGAGAGAGUGAUGUCGUGGAUGUCAUGGAGAAGUGUGAUGACGGAUGGUUCGUGGGAACUUCGAGAAGAACCAAAUUCUUUGGGACUUUUCCCGGAAACUAUGUCAAGAGGCUGUGAAUCGCUUUCUUCCUCAUUUACUCCGCAUUUUCAGUCACACGUCCGCACAACUCACCUGGAACAUCCCAGCAGGCCUGCCGCUGUCAUGCCUUAUGGUUUCCCAAGGCCAUUGCCAUCUCCACCUGCCACCACCAAAUCACCAGCAGCAACUGCCGCUGUGAGCCUUAGGGAGACUGGGCGCUUAUAGGGAAAUGUGGCAAAACUUACACCCGCAUCAAUGCGGUUUCCUGCUUUCUGCCCUGAACUUUAAAAAUCUCUGUGUAUGGAAUCAGAAUGAAAGUCAUGGUACUUAAAAAGAGUGGAAGAAUUAAGGCAGGAAAAAAAGAGGAGAGAGAAAGAAAGAAAGAAAGAAAGAAAGAAAGAAAGAAAGAAAGAAAGACGGAAGAAAGAAAGAAAAGAGACUCUCUAGGAGACUGGCUGGUCUCAUCACGGCUGUAUUUCCCCCCUCUCUAGAAGGUGUUCUGUGCUCAGGAACCAGACUGUUUUCUGAAAUGCUGUGGUUUGCAUUUUCACCCUCAGCUUGGCAGUGUGUUUUCCUCUCACGAGUUUGCCUAGUGCCCUGGUUUGCACUGUAUAACAGCUAUACUUCAGCUAUUGUUUGCCUGCACUUCUUACAUAUUGUUUAUGCACAGUGAUUUAUAAAAUCUAGAGCGAGUAGGAAGGUUAAUUGGGACGGCUGUGAUUUCUGUUGGCUGCAUUAAGUUCUCACCCAGGAGUCUUAUCCUGCCCGUUUUUGUGUACUUAUUAGAAGUGCAAACAGUGAGUGAUUAAGAAGCCGUUGGUCACUACCAUGACUAUCAUGAAGGUUUAGCCACACUGCGGGACAAAUCGUGUUGUAAAUUUGCAUUGCUGUUUUAUAUUAAAAUGUAAUCAUCAGCAUCAUGAACAAUGAGCUCUUAGUGUUUUAUUUAUCUGUUAAAACUUAAAAAGCAGUGUUAGUAAGAGAGGCAAAGAGAUGAAGUAACACCCAUAGGUGGGUUUCACUGCGUGUGUACACUUACACAUAAGGACAUAAAUCAGAUGCUAUAUUGUACAUUUUAUGGACAUGUAAAAGAAUCCCACAUUAUUUUAUAGAGUACCUCGGAAGCAUCCUGAGUGUUAAGGCUGGCUUUAGCAAGGACUAUGAUCUAUGUCUAGCAAGGACAAUUAUUUUUACUACAAUAAUUAUUUUUCUUCUAUAAAACCCAGAAUCCUGACUCCAUUUGCAGACAGGAAUAUAUAUGUUGAGCCUGAUUUUUCUGGUGUGUGUAAAAUAUUUCCUAGAAAUAAUGAGGCAAUUUUAGAAAUAAUGGUUAAAUCAUUCAGGUUGUGUUUCCUGCCCCCAAACAGUUCCACAAAAUGAUACCAAACCUGAAAGAUUUAAUGGAUUCACAGUGCCUGUGUUCCGCAUACUCUGAGAAGUAGCUUUGUAUUUCGAAUGAAUUUGCAUAAGACCUGUUCGUCUUUGAAAUCUUUAGCACCUUAUAGACAAAACUUUUUAUGGCUUUUCUCCGUGGGCAAUGCUUGAUCUCACACAACAUGUAGACUCCAGCAUUUUGUAUAUAUGUUUGUUCUUUUCUUUUGUAUAGACUAUUGUUCAGAAAAUGGGGAUUUCACAAUUUGGUCUUUAUCCUGCACUUAAACUGAGCUUAAACUCUUCCGGCAGGUCUCCCUUGAGGCUCUCUUCACAGAUCACAGGCUAGUACGAAUCUGGAAGAUAACAUCUACACAAAAUUCUAUGAAUUGGAAAGAUCUUUGUAUCCAACUUGAAAUGCACGUAGAUACUGGCAACAGAGGAACGUCACUAAGGGGGUAGGGACAAAAACACCUUUGAGAAGCUCACUUUACUCUCCAGUUCACGACCAGCUUUCUAUUAGGAAAACUUGGGAUUGGCAAUCAGCCAGCCACGUGCAGCUUUGCUGAUGAAUGACUACUUCUUUUUCACACCAUUUAUGAAAACAAAUCUUCAACUCUGCUGCCUGUUCUAUUUAAGAAAAUUUGCUGUUUCUACUCUCUGUAUCUGAUUUUAAAAGGGAAAAAAAAAUAUUCAUACCUGGCUUUCAGGUCAUUGACUUUGAAUUCUUACAAAGCAAAGGUCAUUGUGUUUUUCUUGAGUAGAUACCUAAUAAAUUUUGCUUGAAAGUA
Molecule: messenger RNA, 8406 nt
Organism: Microtus oregoni (creeping vole)
Lineage: Eukaryota; Metazoa; Chordata; Mammalia; Rodentia; Cricetidae
Gene: Sorbs2
Product: sorbin and SH3 domain containing 2
Exons: 30
Coding region: 718-6282 (1854 amino acids)
Biological process (GO): Notch signaling pathway
Cellular component (GO): neuronal cell body; dendrite; synapse
Molecular function (GO): protein binding
Source: RefSeq, a predicted model, not a curated record